Messenger RNA from Solanum dulcamara, 1681 nucleotides. Its product is annotated as 3-ketoacyl-CoA synthase 2-like. Gene Ontology annotation, cellular component: membrane. The transcript is spliced from 2 exons. The coding region runs from base 298 to 1644 and encodes 448 amino acids. The record is from RefSeq and is a predicted model, not a curated record. Gene Ontology annotation, molecular function: acyltransferase activity, transferring groups other than amino-acyl groups. NCBI's taxonomy places the organism in Eukaryota, Viridiplantae, Streptophyta, Magnoliopsida, Solanales, Solanaceae. Gene Ontology annotation, biological process: fatty acid biosynthetic process.
AUAUAUUUUUUAAUCAUAUUAAUAUAUGAAAAAUUACAAUAUAGCACUUUCCGUAUAGUUUUUAAUUUGAAUAUCUAAACUUUUAAUUUCAAAAUAUCAAUCUAAUCUAAUCUACUUUGACUCAGAAACAUGACAAUUUGAAAGGAAUAAUGUGUCCAAUGCAUUAAUUACCUUGCUAUAAAUUUGCACUUUCACCGACGGUCCUCGUUCCUCCAUCUUUAAACUCUAAUGUUAUAAAUAGAACGGAAAUUAGAGACUUGGAUAUCCUUCUCAAGCUAGCUAAUUAGAUUUGGUACCAUGGAGUUCUUACACAACUUCUUUCUCAUUUUGGUGCCAACUUUAAUACUAGUGUUAUUUUGGUGCAAAAUCACCAAGCCUCAAAGAGGUUUCCUAGUAGAUUUUGCAUGUUACAAACCCCAGAAAAACCAACAAAUUUGCAGACAAACCUUUAUAGACAAAACCAACAAAGGUUUAAAUCCUAAAAAAGACACAUUGGAGUUCAUGGACAGGAUCUUGCAACGAGCAGGGUUAGGCGAUAAAACGUAUGUUUCUAAAGGUUUGUUGAAAGAACCUCCAGAUAUGAGCGCGAAAGCUGCUAAGGAAGAAGUGGAGAUGGCGAUAUUUGGAGCCAUAGAUGAACUUUUUCUGAAAAGUAUUGGAGUAAAAUGUGAGGAUGUUGGCAUAUUGAUUACUGUUUGUGGUGUAUACAAUAUUAUGCCAACAUUGUCCAGUGUCAUAGUUAAGCGUUACAAUUUGAGACAUGAUAUCCGUACAUACAAUGUUACUGGAAUGGGAUGCACUGCUGGCCUUCUUGCCUUAGGCCUUGUCCAAAAUCUGCUCAAGGUACAUGGUAAUUCCUAUGCCCUAUUAGUGACCACCGAUAGCAUUACAGAGAACGUAUACAAGGGCAAUGAUCGGUCAAAAUUGUUGUCCAAUUGUAUAUUCCGUGUGGGUGCGGUGGCCCUUCUCCUCUCCAACAAACCGUCCGAUCGGAAUAUCUCCAAGUAUGAGCUCAUCCACGUCGUCCGAUCUCAAACCUCAAACGAUGAUCGGUCCUACAAUUGUAUUUUCAUGGAAGAAGACAUCGAAGGACAUCGAGGAAUCACAAUCAACAAAGAUCUAUUGUACGUAGCUAUGAAAACCAUUCGAUCAAACAUAUUCAGUGUAGCUCCCUUAGUCCUACCUAUAUCUGAAAAAUUUCGUUACUUGACGAAUCUUAUAGUGCAACGCUUUCGUAUGAAAAGCAACGUAAAGCCUUAUAAUCCAGAUUUCUCGAAAACCGUUGAUCAUUUCUUUCCACACGUAGGAGGUAAACCGGUGUUGGAUGAUUUGCAAAAGAAAUUGGGAUUUAGUGAUGAACAAAUGGAAGCUUCUAGAAUGACUCUAUACAGGUUCGGUAACACUUCCACAUGUUCGGUCUGGUACGAAGUGGCUUAUGCUGAGGCCAAAGGUCGGGUGAAAAAGGGAGACACAUUAUGGCAAAUAGCAUUCGGGUCGGGUUUUAAAUGUAGCAGUGUGAUAUGGAGGGCAACCCGAUCCAUUAAUCGCAAUGAAAUAAAUCCAUGGUGCGAUGAAAUUCACGAGUUCCCUGUGGAUGUUAGCCAGAUCGAAGAAGUCCCGGACCUAUUUGUUGCUUCCGAAUAGAAAAAAUUUUAUCUAAAUCUAUAAGGGGUCAUUUGGU